Messenger RNA from Marmota flaviventris (yellow-bellied marmot), 240 nucleotides. Its product is annotated as beta-defensin 130B-like. The record is from RefSeq and is a predicted model, not a curated record. NCBI's taxonomy places the organism in Eukaryota, Metazoa, Chordata, Mammalia, Rodentia, Sciuridae. Gene Ontology annotation, biological process: cell chemotaxis; defense response to bacterium. Gene Ontology annotation, molecular function: chemoattractant activity; CCR6 chemokine receptor binding. Gene Ontology annotation, cellular component: extracellular region.
AUGAGAUUCCGUUCCCUUCUUUCUUUUCUCUUCCUCUUUGUGACUAUAACACCAAAAGGAAAGACUGGUGUUAUCCCAGGAGAAAAGCAGUGCAUCGCUUUGCAAGGGAUGUGCAGAGAUUUCGCAUGCUCACCUUUAGAUGACACCAUUGGUGUGUGCAAUAAUGAGAAAAAGUGUUGUAGAAAGUGGUGGAUAUUUGAACCCUACCCAACACCAGUUCCCAAAGGAAAAUCUCCUUAG